Molecule: messenger RNA, 2506 nt
Organism: Macrobrachium nipponense
Lineage: Eukaryota; Metazoa; Arthropoda; Malacostraca; Decapoda; Palaemonidae
Exons: 7
Coding region: 71-991 (306 amino acids)
Source: RefSeq, a predicted model, not a curated record
UUACAAUUAUCAUUUCAUUACAGCUGACUCUCAAGGAAAAUGCAUUGUCUGUAAGAAGGAGUGCCAGUUUAUGCAGUUAUCAUCCAAGAUGAAACCUGAUGCUGAGGUGUUCUUUUUAGAACCAGGGGAAUUACUUAAGAGACAAUUUACCCAACUCAAUCGGUUGCUAGAUUUUCAGAAAGAACAUCGUACGCGACUUGUUUCCUUUCAUCGAAGAAUUUUACAGAAAUACAAAGAUUUACAAAAGCAGCAUGCAGCAGUUACAAGCCGCAUUCAAGAACUAGAUAAGAAAUAUUCAGCUGCUUCAAACAGAAUACAAGAUCUAGAAGCGGAGAACAGUAAACUACGCAACAUGAUUAAUAACCAACUCGGUAUAAGUGGUGGUGGUGGCUUACCAUCCAGCAGCUAUUCAUCUCCAACUCCUGACAAUUAUGCUGGAUUCACUCAUAAAAGUCCUUCUCAGAUUCAAGGUCUUUCAUCAAAAGAUGGUACAAGAAUCAGCCCAGGAAGACUAACACUUGUUAAAACAGGUCAGGGAAGCAGGAGUGUUCAAAGUCCAGUGAAUAUGAAGGCCUCUCAGUCGGGUGUUAAUUGCACACUAGGUCAAACCAGGACGUCUGGUAACCUAAUUCAUACUACACAAGGGACUUACUUUACACCCCCACAGGUUCAGUCUCAUACUGGCUAUGCUUCUCAACAGUGUUCUCCUGCACCACCAGGAGUUGGUUGUUUUCGAAGCAGUAGCGUCGGUCCAACACCUACCCCUUCCCCAACAGGAGCUGUUGCAAAUUCUGUUGGUAGGAUGUCACUCGCGCCAUAUAAGCAGUGCCAGUAUCCAUCUUACAUAUCUCCUCCUUACCAUGGAAAUCAUUCAGAUCUUCGGUCAGCACCCCAGUCUAGGCCAAUGAAACAUCCUGGCUCUUCCUUUGGGUCUCCUUCUAGUAAAAUGCAGAUAAUUGGGCAUCAUAAUAUGUACAAUAAAUUCUUAUGAAGAGUAUUUAAGGCAUUGGUUGAAAUUAGAAGUGAGCAUUCAUUCAAUGAAUACAAUACAAAGAAUACUUUAUAUAUCAAGGCUCCAAGACCAUUGGCCUCCAGUAUCUAGGACCAUGUUUUCAGCUGUCAGUGUUUUUUAAUAUUACAGGCAAGUUAUUGUUUUGAAAAAAAUAGAAGCCUGUUUGAUCUUUAAUAUGUGAAAAAAAAGCUAUUUUUUUGCCCUCUUAAGAUUAUAGUAUACGGGAUUGCAUUGCAUUAAGUAGAGGGUUGCACAUCGUAUAUUGUAGUGGUAAAGAUGAAAGUAUGAAUGAUCGAGUUAUUUUAUACUAUAGUAAUUUAUCUGCAUGAAAUACAGUUGCAAAAACAAGGAAAUUUCUGUUGAAAUAAUGAAUUAUACCCGUAUAAAUGUCAUUGUAGUACGUAACUUUUUUUUUCUAAUCCAUAUUAUGUCAGAUCCAUGUGUACUUUCCAUCACUAUUAAUUUAUACCUAGGAACUAAUUUUUGAAAAUGUUGCAAAUGAAGUAGGUAUUGUUUUGGGUUAUAUUAAGAAUCCUUCAAGUUAAUUAGGUCACUCGCCAUAGUAUUUUGGAAAUUACAUAUGGAAAGUGUUUGAUAACCUGUUUGUGUUUAUAUACCGUAGUACUGUACUAUAUUUAAAAGUAGAUCCUUUUCAAAAUGAGCUAUGGAUCUGUUUGUGGAAAUUGUAUCGUUAGGGAUGGUAUAUGAGAAGUAUGAAUAUCCUUAUCAUAUUUACUUACUUUGAAAACAACUUGCAACCUGAUAUUUUUUAUUGUUGACUUGCUCUUGCUUAGAUUUUAAUUUCUUCAUUCUUAUGUGUGGAACUUGUUUUUGGAAAUUUUCUUUUAAUGCAAUUUUAUCCUGGUCUACACUUGAUUGGACAUUUUUAGAGAUCUACUUGAACCUUAUUUAGGAGCAAUUGUAACAUUUUAAUUGUUGGACACUUGAAAAUAGACUGAAAAACUUGAAGCAUUUCACAUUUCAAAAAUUUAUAUUGUAUAGAAUGGAGACUUGUUAUUCAGUAGUUUAACCAGACCACUGAGUCAUAGAACAAUGUUAGUAGGGCUGUAAACAAAAAUAUUAAUUACAAAGAUGAAAAGAUUGGCUUUUCUCCACUGUUGCCCAUAAUGCAUAAAGGAAUCAUAUUCAGCAAGAUGAAUUUUUCAUGUUUUCAGUCAUGCAGAGAUCACACUCAGUAUAUUUGAGUAGUAUAUUUACAUCAAUUAUUUUGAAGAUGAGCAUGGUGGGCUAAUCCAAUUUUCAUCUCUUUAGCUCUAAAUCACUUUAUGCCCAAGAGUUACCAUCCUUUGUUUAAACGUUGACAUCCAGGAGAACAGCUGAAGAAAGUUUACCAUCUCAUUAUUAGUGUGACCUUGGGAUGUGUCGAUCGAUAUUGGUGCCAUAUCCUCUUCAUGUGCAGUUGAUACAUGAUGAGGAAAUCGCAUCAUUGUAAGUUCUUUACUGUUCGGAAUUAUAAACACCAUACGUACUAAA